CUCCCGCACGCAUUGCUUCAUUUGGCCAACUGGUACGCAAGGCAGUUGGCAGCGCAUUAAUUUUAGAAUGUUUGGCUGUAGGGAAUCCGACGCCGCGCGCCCGUUGGUUAACCAGAGAUCGACCUGUAACUUUCAGCCCCUUCUACGAGGUGACCAAUGAGGGAAAUUUGAAAAUACACCGCGUGGAGGGUAGUCUGUCCGGAAAUUACACUUGCACAGCGAAUAAUCUGUUCGGAAGCGAUGAGAUUCAAUAUCAAGUGAUUGCCAUGAAGCCACCUGCCGCCCCACAAAUCAUCGUACAAUAUGCAAGCGCCGAUAGCAUACGUGUCAGCUGGGAUCCGCCAGAGGAUGGUGGUGCCCCACUGCAGGGCUAUAGCAUCUCGUAUCGCAUCACUGGCGAAACAUGGGCACAGACCGAACUGAUGCCGGAGAAUAACGCUUAUACAAUAACUGGCUUGAAGUGUGGCAAUCAGUAUAUCAUCAAGAUGUCGGCGCAUAAUAUUGUUGGCGAUGGUGUGUCCAGUGAGGAAAUUAACGUCUGGACCAAGGGCAAAG
This is a messenger RNA of Rhagoletis zephyria (snowberry fruit fly), 555 nucleotides long. Its product is annotated as Down syndrome cell adhesion molecule homolog. Gene Ontology annotation, molecular function: protein binding. Gene Ontology annotation, biological process: cell-cell adhesion. The record is from RefSeq and is a predicted model, not a curated record. Lineage: Eukaryota; Metazoa; Arthropoda; Insecta; Diptera; Tephritidae.